Molecule: messenger RNA, 311 nt
Organism: Lymnaea stagnalis (great pond snail)
Lineage: Eukaryota; Metazoa; Mollusca; Gastropoda; Lymnaeidae
Source: the annotation of a GenBank genome assembly
AACUGGCCAAAGGCGGCGCUUUCCUCCGCGUCGGGUGGUCCAGUGACAGCUCGUCUUUGCUUCUGGGCGAGGGCUCGUGGUCGUUCUGCUAUUGCAGCUCUGGCGAUUUCAUCUGUGAAAGGUACUCGACAGCUUACGGGGAAAGUUUUCGGGUGAAUGACGUCAUUGGGGUCAUUCUGGAGACGAACGAAACAGGACCCGCAAAAAUUUCGUUCACGAAAAACAGUAGCUAUUUUGGUGAGGCCACUACACUGCCCGUGUUUCCAGAACUUAAUGAGCACUUGGCGCUAUUCCCACACAUUGCCAUGAAA